UCCGCCAUAUUGGAUCCUCGUGUGGUGAAAGUUGUCAUAGAAAUGUGUGAUUUUAUAAAAUUACUUUAUUUGUGUAAAAUAGACUAAGAACAAUUGUAAUUAUGGCAAAUAAUAAUAAUGAAGGUGCCGAAAACAGUCCAGACAACUCGAAAGAUGCAGGAUUGGAUAAGUCAUUCGUGGGCAAGUUUGUGUCGGGGCUUUUCAACAGCACGCCCUUGUCCAAAUGGUUUGGGAAAGACUCCACGUCUAAGUCGAUCAAGAGGCGGGAGGACGAUGACGACGAGGACUUUGAUGCCUCCUACGUUUUCCAACCACCAAGCAAACGUGUGAAACUACCGACAGAAGUAGAACACAACAAUUACAGUGCACAUAUAUUCGAAUCACCAGUGACUGUGCAUAAAGCUUCCAAUAAUGUUAACAAUGUUUCAUCUAAAGUGUUUGGGAAGUUCCCUGAACCGGUGGCGGGACCGUCGGGGGUUAAAUCUCGUAAAUUGUUCGACAAACAUCGUUCUUCUAGCACAAAUACACUCUCUACCAAUUCGAUGGAAAAUCAAGAAAUUGUUAAUGGUGAAAAUGACUCUGACAGUGAAGAAUCAACUAGUGGCUAUUCUUCAGCACCUAAAUUGCUUAAUCAACCCAAAAGUGCAGAAGUGUCUCACAACAAGGAACUUUGUGAGAAAGUCACACCAAAAACUAGGUCCUUGUUUACUUCAUCAAACGAAUCAAGCGGACGUACUUUAUUCCCGGAAAGAAGCCCCAACAUGAACACUUCUUUGAGUUCAAGACGGCCGACGUUUAACGCAUCGACCUUUGGUUCACCGAAUUUCGUUGAUAGAACAUUGUCGACCAAAAGAAUAUUGAGCUCACCUUUCUAUAGUGGCAAUACAAUUUACGGUGGCGCCUCAGCAUACGGACGUAGGUUAGGUAAAAUUAGUGAAGAAACGAACCCUAGGGUUUCUGUACAAAUAAAACCCGUAAACGAAAAACCUCCAAGCGAAAAUGCUACCUUAAGUAAAACGGCACGAAGAAUUUUGAGCACUUUAGAACAAUACAGCACUCCGAUAAGCGAUGCUAAAAAAAUACCAGUUACGCCGAGAAGAGCAGGAUUGCUGUCAUCUUAUGUAGGGGCAACUCCUUAUCUAGUUAGAGACCGGAAACGACCAUCGAAUAAGGAGCUUCAAGUACCGUCCGUUCCUGAUUUAUUGCAAAUGAAACAAAAGGAGAGACUACAAAAUAGUACAGAGACUGUUAGACAAAUUGCUACAAAGUCGAAGUCGUCGCUAAAUAAGGAAGAGUACAAAAUCAGAACAGAAGAAGACAACAAACAGAAACAUAGCAAUAAAAUGAAGAGCAGUGUGGCGUCGGUCCGACAAAAAGCACAUACUAUAGAGCCAGUCAGUGAAGUAAAAUUGCCGAAAGUCUCACUUCCUAUAAGCACCUUACCUAAAUUUGAUUUCGUAUUAAUGCCACCGAGUAAGUCAAACGAAACAAGUGAGAAUCAAAACGAGACUAAAACUCCAAAAUCUCCGGUUAGUACUAUAAUUAAACCCACGGUAAUUAUAGAUAAAAAAGAGACUGAUAAGAAAAUCGUGGAAAAUGGAAAGUCCAGUUUCACAUUUUCCGAACCGUUAGUGAUUUCAAAAGACUUAAAGUCUGUAACUGCGAUCAAUUGUUUCAAAUUCAGCGAACCGGUAUGUCAGAAACAAUCAACGCACACAGUACCCUUGAUGUUUAAAUCAGCCGAUAGUAAAAGCGAAAUUAAACCAAAAAACAACGGCGAAAAUGUCACAGGUAUCGCAAAACCGGCUAGUCAAUUAUUUACAGGAAGCGCAAUGGAUGUGCUGAAAAAAUCACCGUCACAAAGAUGGGAAUGUCCAACUUGUCUGGUUAGAAACGAGUUCGAUAAAGACAAAUGUUGUGCCUGUGAUGAGCCCAAACCUCAACCCGAAAAGAAAGAAAUGAAAGGAUUUGGUGAGCAAUUUAAAAUGUCAAGUGACAAGUGGGAAUGCAGUUCGUGUAUGGUGCGGAAUAACAAUUCGGAUAAAACCUGCGUGGCUUGUGCGUCGGCCAAACCCGGAGAAGAGAAACCGGUGGCCAAAUCCGGAUUUGGAGAUGCCUUCAAGCCUCCCGCAUCGACUUGGGAGUGCUCGGCUUGUCUAAUUAGAAAUAAAAAUGAAGUGGAAAAUUGUGCGGCGUGUGGCACAUCUAAGACACCCAAGCCAAGUGCAAGUAGUAGUUUUGGAGACAAGUUCAAGCCAUCGAGUGACACCUGGGAGUGCAGUACUUGCAUGAUCAGAAAUGAAAAUACGGUGGAUAAGUGUGCGGCUUGUGAGACGCCUAAACCAGGUGCCAAAGCUGCGACGAAUACUUCAAGUGUGAAACCCAUGACAGGUCCGAUAUUCUCUUUCGGUAUUAAACAAGAGUGGGAGUGCAAAACAUGUUUGAUUAAAAAUAAAAACGAACUGACACAGUGUGCAGCCUGUGAGAUGCCGAGAGAAAGUGAAACGGAGAAAAAAGGCUUUGGAGAUGCCUUCAAAAUGAAAGGAGGAGAAUGGGAAUGUACUUCCUGUCUUGUCAAAAAUAAACCUUCAGUCAAUGUUUGUGUCUGUUGCGGAGUUGCGAAAUCGGGAAGUUCCGGCGAUAAAUCCUCGGAUGUUGCAACGACCGAAGAAAAGAAACCUGUAAUUGGUUUUAAUUUUGGCAUAGAUAAAUCACAAUUUAAAUUUGGUAUACCGAGCACCAGUAGUGAACCAAAAGAAAGUACCACCAAUGCGACACCUACAUUUGCAUUCGGUGAUGCUGCUAAAUCGACAGCAGUAACAAGUAGUAGUUUUAGUUUCGGAAUAAAUACUCAGGAAAAAGUUACGCCAACAAACUCUGUUACCUCAAGUGAGAACGUAACCGUCGCCAGUAAUCCCUUACUUAAACCUAGCGAGAAAUUGCCGGAUAAAGCAACGCCUGCGCCGGUAGGUUUCAAAUUUGGCCUUGAUAAGACUCAGGAGUCUGUAGUGACGAGUAGUAGUGAUAGUAGUAAUAAAACAGAAACUCCGACUACUACGUCUUCUACUAGUACUUUCGGAACGAAACCAGCUCCCAUGUUUCAGUUUAAACCUCCGACUGUGAACGGAGACGUCAAGUUUGGUAGUGAUAUAAAUAAACCGGUGUUGAGUGCUGAUUCGAAUAAGCCUAACGAGAGUGCUACUUUUGGUACCGAAACUAAGAAUCAUGACUCACCUUUUGGAAGUAAGACGCAAAGUUCCUCAUUUGGUACUGUUAGUAAAUCUCAAGAAUCGCCUUUUGGUACCCCAAACAAAGCAACAGACUCACCCUUUGUCAGUAAUAAACCUGCAGAUUUACCGUUUGGAAGUGCUAGCAAACCAAACGACUCACCUUUCGGUAGCGCCAGCAAACCAAAAGAAUUACUUUUCGGCACCGCAAACAAACCUUCAAGUUCUCUAUUCGGUAACACCGAUCCCAACAAACCAAAAGAAUCAAUAUUUGGAAGUUCCACCGAAACGAAUAAACCUCAAACUGGAUUAUUCGGCACUGGGGGUACAAACAAACCUCAAGAAACCCUAUUUGGUGGCGACGCAAAUAAACCAAAAGAGGUUUUAUUCGGCACCAAACCCACUGAUAGCAGUAACAACAUAUUUGCAAGUCCAUCGGCAACGCCGACUUUCUCAUUUACACCAAAACCUCCAGAGAACGCUCCAAGUCUACCAUCAGCGGGUCCAACGCAGCCUCCAGCGGCCGGUAUUUUCAAAUUCGGUACCAGCGCUGCCGCCUCGCCACAAAAUCAACUUUCAGCUAAACGAGCUUUCGAAGAGCCUGUCGACAAUAACGUAACCAAUGGAUUUGGUUCGGUUCCGAAAAUUCCAGCAUUUGGAGCGUCGCAGAGUUUCGGUUCGACCGAAACCAAACCGUUUGCGUUCGGAAGUGCCGAAACUGCACCGAAAAACGAGGGUUUUUCAUUCGGUCAAGCCGACAAACCAAAUAUGACACCAGUUUUUAGUUUCGGAAGUGCGGCAGCUUCAAGUACGCCGAGUACAGGGUUUAGCUUCUCGGUGCCUAGUACUGGAUUUAAUUUUGGUGGUACGCCGAAAGUCGAAAGUCAGCCGUUCAACGCCGGUGGGAACGUCUUUGGGACGACAGGUACAGCGGCCAAGAACGGGAGUUUCAAUUUUGGACCGAAUGCUAACAAUAACAAUCAAAAAGCAGUGUUUAGUUUUGGAGCCAAUCAGACUAAUCCGCCACCAAGUCAGCCGAGUUUUCCGAGUCAGGGACAGAGUCAACAGGGAUUUAAUUUUGGAGGACCGUCGCAACCACUUAAUGUGCCCGGGGGUUUCAAUUUUACGGGCGCCCCACCUACAUUUAAUUUUACAGACGGAAGUGAUGGAAAUGCAGGAACGGCGCUGCCUCAACGAAAAUUCAGGAAAGCGAUUCGACGGACGACGCAGCGAUAGUUUCCUACAGUUUGUAUAUAGAGGAGUGACUGCAACGUGAAAUAAGAAAAUGGAGUUGUGCGAGUAUGUGUUAAGUUUGCUUAAAUUAUGUAAAGAAUAAAUGUGUGGAACAAUCACCUUGAUAUUAAAACAAUAUUUGUUUUCAGACCUAUAAAUGUUAGCUAGGCAUUAAUAAUAAAUGGGCCACCUGUGAAUAUUCGAGACCAGGCAUUCGUCUUUCGAACAUGUAAUAUAACGUUGAAAGUAUUUAGAAUUUAUUUACCAUAUCUGAAUGUCUGCAAGUUGCAAGUAAUGUUCACAGAUGCGUCAGUGUACAAAUGAGAUACUGUUGUACACGGCAUGUUACUCCCUACAUUGUAUACCAUAGCGUAGGCAUUUCAAAGGUCUGAUCCAUAGAAUGUAGAAUUUUAUAAUGAUGAUGAAGAGGAUUUUCAUCAAUAUUGUGUGAUGAUGAAAUAUUUGUGAAAUUUUUGAAUGAUUCGUACCAUAUAAUAUUUAUAUGAUAGCCAAUAAUGGCUACUUUUACUGUGAUAUUCUUAUGGGUCAGGCCCCAUACAUAAGUAUAAACAAUAUGCAUAUAAAUAUAAUAUCUAAACUAAUCAACACAGACAAAACGAGUUAUUCUUUUUAUUGCAAAAGUCCAUUAUAGAAGACUAGAAUAUUUUUCUCGGUGUAAUUUGGUUUGUGGUAAGAAUUUGGCAGCCAAGUUAUCUAUCAAGGAUUGCUGAGUAUCGAAGUAGUAAUUAUUGCAAUGCAAUAGUAUUUAUUUUUUGUUGCUAUUUUAGUUUUUGUCUGUGUUAUCUUAUCAAAAAGUAGGCUCACUCCUUAGUUCCUCCAAUUGAAAAAUAUGUAAAUAUUUGUUUAAAAGUGUGAUUUUUAACAACACAUCUAUUUUAUAUAAAUUAUAUUCUUAGAAUAUAUUUAAAUGAAUUAAUAAUAAUUUUUGUUGUCUAUGAAAUACUUGUGUUGUUUUACGUAAUGAGCUGUUAUUAUGCUCUUUUUUAUGUGAAAAGUAUUAAAAGGAGUUAGACUGCUUCGUGUAAAUAUUGUAAUUCUACAAGAAAUAAAACGUUUUGCUGAAAAUUUCAUUUUUAUUUCAGCUGUUGAUUCCUAUUCAUUUAACCAAGAGUUUGGGAUACUUUAUACGACCGGAUGGAAUUUUCAGCAUAUUUGUGCCUUUAUUUUUUUAAUGUAUAAUUUUUAGUUAUAUUUGUCAAGAACUUGGCCUAGUUUCGUUUAAAUUAUUUUCUUUUGGAUAGUUACAUGUUGUUUACGUUGAAUGUGAAGUUUAUAAUGGAAAACAACUGACAGGAUUAUUUUAUUUUCUUGUCCCAAAUCAUUCCUAUUACACUAGUAUCUUUUAUAAAUUAUAUUUACAAUAAUUUAUACUUAAUAAAGCCAAGUUUUGUUAAAUUUUGUUUUAGUUAAUAAAAUUACAUUAGUUAUAAAACCA
Tribolium madens (black flour beetle) is the source of this 5916-nucleotide messenger RNA. RefSeq names its product nuclear pore complex protein Nup153. The record is from RefSeq and is a predicted model, not a curated record. The transcript has 5 exons. Gene Ontology annotation, molecular function: structural constituent of nuclear pore. Gene Ontology annotation, cellular component: nuclear pore. The coding region runs from base 102 to 4463 and encodes 1453 amino acids. NCBI's taxonomy places the organism in Eukaryota, Metazoa, Arthropoda, Insecta, Coleoptera, Tenebrionidae. Gene Ontology annotation, biological process: RNA export from nucleus; protein import into nucleus.